Messenger RNA from Diuraphis noxia (Russian wheat aphid), 1659 nucleotides. RefSeq lists its product as uncharacterized. The record is from RefSeq and is a predicted model, not a curated record. Lineage: Eukaryota; Metazoa; Arthropoda; Insecta; Hemiptera; Aphididae.
AUGACUGCCAACGAUGAAAGUAAAAUCAAAACAUUAACAAGAAAUCCUAAUCCAACGGAUGAUGAAGAUAUAACAUUUUUUUUUUUUUACGAUAUAGUUAAACAAUUGAUUUUAAAACGUAAUGAUAUUGGAGAUGCUUGUGUAUUAUCAAGCUGGUUAAAAGUGUUGGAACAAAAUAAAAAUAAAGUGGUUCGAAAUGAAUAUAUAAAACUUAUGACUUUGGCAUUGCAAUAUCCAGAACCAAUAUGCCCAUUUAAAGACCCUCCUCCCGACACAAUUGAUCCUUUGGAAAACGGAGUGAUUGAAAUGUCGAGAAAAUUCUUAAAGAAAGAAGGCACUGCAACAUGUAUUGGAGAUAGUGAAAAAAUUUUAAAGGAUACUUUUCCACCAAUAAACACAGCGAUGUCCAACGACAAACGCCAAUAUUCUUCAUAUCAAGUGAUACCAAACGUCGGUGUCCAGUGUUAUUACGCUUUUUCAGACGAACCAAUGUAUAACUGGUCUAUUUCACCACAAAUAACAAUUCCUAAAAGUGGUCCACACGCCACAGAUAUUGAAUGGGAAAGAGCACUAGCGGGUAUUCAAUUAAAAUUGCACAACCCAAGCACAGACAAUAUAAAACUUCCGAACGCCCAAAAAAAUGCAACCGCUAAAGAUAUCGAAAGUGAUUUAAAAUCAUCAGCUGUUGGCAGCAGGGCUUCUAGAAAAAAGUCAGAUAGAUUCAAAAAAAGUGGGGAGACUCCAGAUCUUUGUAAUGUAAUGAACAUAGAACAACAAAACCGAAAUGUGACUGAAGUAUUCGAAUGGAAUGAUGCUAGCCUAUUAACUGGAGAUAUCAGACUUGGCGCAGAAAUGUGUUCGGAUCGCAAAGUUGAUGCUCAAGUUAAGACACAAAUAGAAAUUGACAAAGAAGCAUUUAAUGCCUACGAUAAACUUUAUCCUGGUGAUUUCAUGAUAAACGUUGAACAGUCGGUUAUCGAUGACAUCAUUCCAAUAAAAGCCAACGUUGUUUCGGAAUCCGGCGAUAAAAAAACGACCAAAGAAGAAGAAGAAGAAGAGCAACAGUCAUCGGUACAAGACCGGGGUGGCUGCGGUGGCGCAAAAAAAAAGCAACGCGAGUACCCGCGACCGAAAUUGUGCACGAUAAGGCAGAGCGCCGGCCACGGGAACGUCAAACCGCCGACCGAAGAACGCCGGGCCGUUGUCGAGAAGUCAUCGUCGGAGCAUCAGCGUCCACAGAUUUCCUAUCUGGCGCGCAAACUGGCUGCGCUAAAUGCCCCCGACGGCCGCACCGGCCACUACAAGAGCCGCAACACGUUCGCUGAUCCGCCAACUAAACGUCAGAUACCGACCGACGACUAUCGAGUCCGGUUGGAUGGACAUCGUAGUCGGGGAGGCGAUGACGAUUGCAGCGGAGGCUGGACCGACCUGAGACGAACGCGGUCCAUUGAAUCACGUGACGAACGGCACUUGGACAACGGGAUGCCGUCAAAAUGGUCGGAACGGAGGAGUAAGUUCGACGGUGAGCGUUUCGAGGAUGUGAGUUCAAUGUUACGGAGCAGACACACCGACCCAAAGUGUGUCAGCCUGGCGCAACUGUAUGGAARAUCCACGAAAAGUCGCCACGAUGAGUCUGACGAACCGCCGCCAAACGUAUAA